GCCGUGCCAGCAUGAAGCGGCUCUGCGAGGAGAGCUCGUCCGACACCGAGUCUGACGGCACCAUCGACGUGGGCCGGGAGGAGGAGUACAGCCAUGUUUCCAGGUCUGUGUCUCCCACCACGACAUCUCAGAUACAAGCCAGGAAGAAGAGGAGAGGGAUCAUCGAGAAGCGGCGCCGCGACCGCAUCAACAGCAGCCUCUCGGAGCUGCGGCGCCUGGUGCCCACGGCCUUUGAGAAGCAGGGGUCUUCCAAGCUGGAGAAGGCAGAAAUUCUCCAAAUGACAGUGGAUCACUUGAAAAUGCUUCACGCCACAGGAGGAGCAGGCUUGCUGGAUGCCCGGGCUCUGGCCGUGGAUUACAGGAGUAUCGGAUUCCGCGAGUGUCUGACUGAAGUUGUCAGGUACCUGGGCAUCCUCGAGGGCCAAAACGCUGCCGACCCCAUCCGGCUGCGACUCCUGUCCCACCUGAAUAACUACGUGGCAGAAAUGGAGCCCUCACCCGUGGCCACCUCCCUGCUGCCCAUCCAGAGCUGGCCCUGGUCCUUCCUGCACGGCGCCGCGGGGCCGGUGCAGAUGCCCAGGAGGGAGGCUGCUCCUGCCGCUCCGCUUGUUCUGACUGCAUCUUCCCUGCCCUACCCCAGCCCUGCAGUGAGGCCGGCCCCUCUCCGCCGUGUCCCCGGUGAGAUGCUGCCCUCCCGCCGGAGCUUCCUGGCCAGCAGGAUGGGCUCCUCCAGCCGGAGGGCCCGCGGUGCCAGCUCGGCCACAGCCGUGCCAGCCGUGCCCAGGAUGGCAUCGCCAGCGGGAGCGCUGAGAGAGGGCUCAUCCAAGAGCAGCCAAAUCGCCACAUUCCUCUUCUCCCCGGCCUCUGCAGGCAUCCCUGUGCCACCAGCUUAUGUGGCACCUCCCGUCUUGGGCGCUGCCACGCAGGGACCAGGGAUCAGGGUUGGGACAUCCAGGAUCUGCCGCUCCUGGGCGACGGAGAUCGGGGCUUUCUGACCCUCCCUCCUCUUCUGGAGACAGGAGUUCUUCAGUGUUCAUCACCCUGAGGACAAACUCGGUUGAAAAGGCGUCUUUUCCGCUUUGCAGAAGCCAAGGAUCCAUAGAGAAAAUUCUCUCUGCUCUCGCCUCCCUCCUCGCGCCGCCCUCCUCGCCUCACCAUCCUCUCCCUCGUGAUGCCUGCAAACGUAAAUCACAUCCAGUUCCACGCACUUGUCUGCACGAGGCCGCGCUCCAGACCCUUCUGGAUAUACGAGGGAGGGGGCACACACAGAUCCCAACACCAUUCCUCCUCCAGCAAACCCCUCUGCAGAACCCAGCCUCGCUCUCCUCUGGAAAACAGCCAGCCUUGAAAUACUGCCUUUAUUUCCCCGGGGACUCGGAGCUGCCAGCCAGACUUGCUCGUGCCGAUUCCCUGCGACGCAUCCCCCAGCUGCAGCACCUAAUUUUGGUGUGCUGGGAUGGACACAGCUCACACCCUAUGCCCAGCACUGCUGGCACCCUCAGGGCAGGCUCCAGCCCCCCCA
Melozone crissalis (California towhee) is the source of this 1522-nucleotide messenger RNA. It is a transcript of the gene HEYL, whose product is annotated as hes related family bHLH transcription factor with YRPW motif like. Gene Ontology annotation, cellular component: nucleus. The coding region runs from base 12 to 995 and encodes 327 amino acids. The record is from RefSeq and is a predicted model, not a curated record. Gene Ontology annotation, molecular function: protein dimerization activity; RNA polymerase II cis-regulatory region sequence-specific DNA binding; DNA-binding transcription factor activity, RNA polymerase II-specific. The transcript has 5 exons. NCBI's taxonomy places the organism in Eukaryota, Metazoa, Chordata, Aves, Passeriformes, Passerellidae. Gene Ontology annotation, biological process: anterior/posterior pattern specification; regulation of neurogenesis; Notch signaling pathway.